AACUGCGUGGCCGCUCGGUGUCUGAGCGAGCCGGGGAGAACCGGCUGGAGCACGUGGAAUGCCUGUAAGCGGCUGUGACCCAGAGCCGCCCCCAGGGCGCGGGCUGGCUCCUGCUUGGCUGUUAAUGGGAAAUGUCGCUUUUUUAAUUCUCUAACCGAGCUGAACUUUGCUUCUUCUUUUCUCCUUGGAUUCUUCAGGCUUGCUCGUUUUAUUUCAUUCAAAGUCGCUGGAGGGCAGGGCGGGCAUUUCCACUGGGGAGAGAAGGACGGUUUGUCACGCUGCUUCGCUUCGGGGCCGGGCGCAGCCCCGCUCCGGGAGGCGGCAGCUUCUUAGCGCGGUGUUUUUGUCGCGGUUUGGUUCGGACCGGGAGCGGCCGGGUGUGGCGACCCCGCCGAGCGGCACAAGCCGCGCUCCGUCCCCGCGCUCCGUUCCCCUGCGGCCGUCCCGCGCUCCGUUCCCGCGCUCCGUUCCCCGGCCGCCUUCCCGCGCUCCCUUCCCGCGCUCCGUUCCCGCGCUGGCGGCCGGCGGGGGCGGGGCCCGACGCCUCAGCCAAUGGGCAGCGGCGGCGGCGGCUCGCGCCGGGCCAUGGCGGCGGCGGGCGGCGAUGGCGGCGCGGGCGGGGCUGAGGGCGGCGGCGCCGAUGGCGGAGAAGACCCGACCCCGGCGGAGACACCGGGGCGCUCCCAGCUGUUCAGCAUCGUGGUGGACACGUUCCUGGAGAAGCUGGUGGCCGCCGGGAGCUACCAGAGGUUUGCCAGCUGCUAUCGCUGCUUCUACAAGCUGCAGCCGCAGCUGACCAGGAGCAUCUACGAUCAGUUCAUCUCCCAGCUGCAGGCGUCCAUAAAGGAGGAGAUCCAGGAGGUGAAAAACGAAGGGAAUCUGGAGGAACUCUUCAGUUCCCUGGAUAAGAUGGUGGAGGAGGCAAAGGACCGGGAGGAGCCAGCGUGGCGGCCCAGCGGGAUCCCGGAGCAGGACGUGCGCGGCGCCCUGGUGCCCUCCCUGCUGCAGCACCGUGCCCACCUGCGCCGGGCGCUGCGCCAGCGGCAGGAGCGCAGCAGCAGCCUGGCCGAGUCCGUGCUUGCGGGGAGGAGCAGGAUUGCAGAGCUGCAGCAGCUGAUCCAGGCUCGCCAGCAGGCCUGGCAGGCAAUCAGUAAGGAGCAACGAGAACUCAUCAUGACAUUCCAGGAGCCCCAGUGAGGCCACAGGAUGUCCCACAGGCUCUGCUGGGACAGUUCAUCGUCCCAAAGCACUGAUGGGACAAGGUGUGUGCAGAACCCAAACUGAGAAUCAGCCCAUCAGGCCACUGGAGACUGCAGAGGGACUGAAACAGCUUCUGAACUGGCACAGUUUGAUCAGAUUUGGUGGAGAAACAAACAAAAAAAAAUUUGGGAUCUUUGCAAAUGGAUGGCAAUUCCCUGUUUCCCACUCAGCUAGAGGGGAGUGCCACAAAGUCUGUCUGUGUUCUCAUCUGCUCCACUCAGUGCUGUGACAGGCCUGAUUCCAGUUUCCAAAGCCACGUUUGGGGGGAUUGUAGCUGUUUUAGUUGUGCAUUAGCCAAAAUUCAGUGCCUUAAACCCCAGGCCAGGCUGUGCCCAGGCCUGAGGAGCCCACGAGCAGCAGCACGAGUGGGUCACAGCCAGGGCUCCUGCCUGUGCUUGCAGGUUCAUUCAGUCUCUGUGUUCAGACCACUGCCUGUUGCAGAUGUGGCAGCAGCUGCUGCCCUGAUUUCCUUGUUACCAUUCAUUCUGUUCUCAAAGUUAUUUUCUAGCCCUGGUCCCCUCCCAGCAGCCCGAGGUAUCGAGGGAUCUGUGCAGAGGCUGGAACAGCCCUGCCUCCACUCUGUGGGUUUGUAGCACAGCAUUUUAAUGUUUUCCUGUGGAACCUUCUAGAGCCAGACUGGUUUUCCCCACCCAGAGUUGUUCCUGCCUCUUCUGUUUGCGGGCUGGGGAAGCCAAAGCUCCCAGGAUCUCCCUGGCAGAGCCCCACCAGUGACGUGUGCCCCCAGCACGGACAGGCUGUCCUGGGGCUGGGCAGGGAGUGAGGAGAGUCCCCUGCACCUGCAGAGCACUGAGAGCUUCUGGGUCCAGCAGCCACCGAGGCUCGGUGGGCUCUCCCUGUGCCCAGCUGGGGAGGGGCAGCGGCUGCUCCACCUCGCCCCAACCUCUGUGAGCAAUUAGAGCUGCAGAGUUUCCCCUCUGCCUCCCCUGGCUCUGCUGGAAUCUCAAUAAACCGGGGCUGUUGUUCCCAGCUUGGCUCCCGCUGUGCUCUUGGCCCACGUACUCUGUACUUUAUGGGUUUGUCUGACAAAGGCUCUGCUUCAGCAGUUCUGUCUGCCCUCUGCCCCAAAGCCUCCAGUUCCGCUUCCCAAGACAGGGCUGGGAUUUACAGGAUCAGAAAGUGGUCAGGAUGUGAAAGAGGAAUGUUCUUCAGGGCUCUGGGUGCCCUGGCCACGCAGCAUCUGCCCCUGGCAUGUGGCAGGGAGGAGCUGUGCAGAGACCAAGGCACCUGCUCACCCUCCCCCGGGGACAUAGGGUGGCAGUGCCCGAAAGAAGCACGUGCUGCUCCCCCAAAAGUGAGCCAUGGAGGAAAACCCCAAGGUUUUGGCAGGAAAGUCUCCCUGUGUCGCAGAAGAUGAUUCUGGAGUGCAGCAGUGGGAGCUGGGACGGGGCACUGGGUGAUGGGAGCACAGUGAGGAGCCCCCAGUGCCCCAUCAGCCGUUCCAGUGGGGACUGGGCACUGCCAGCCUGGCAGGGCUGGGCCCACCAGCAAAUCCCCCCUGGCCUGGGGCCACUUUUCCCUCCCUUUGUGGGCUCUGGCUGGGCACAGGGGGACCAAGUUCAUCCCAAACCACAAUUG
Pyrgilauda ruficollis (rufous-necked snowfinch) is the source of this 2856-nucleotide messenger RNA. It is a transcript of the gene PMF1, whose product is annotated as polyamine modulated factor 1. Gene Ontology annotation, biological process: chromosome segregation. Gene Ontology annotation, cellular component: MIS12/MIND type complex. The transcript has 5 exons. Bases 553 to 1197 code for a protein of 214 amino acids. Lineage: Eukaryota; Metazoa; Chordata; Aves; Passeriformes; Passeridae. The record is from RefSeq and is a predicted model, not a curated record.